This is a messenger RNA of Talpa occidentalis (Iberian mole), 4510 nucleotides long. RefSeq names its product G protein-coupled receptor 155 (gene GPR155). Gene Ontology annotation, biological process: transmembrane transport; intracellular signal transduction. The transcript is spliced from 18 exons. The record is from RefSeq and is a predicted model, not a curated record. The coding region runs from base 398 to 3007 and encodes 869 amino acids. Gene Ontology annotation, cellular component: membrane. NCBI's taxonomy places the organism in Eukaryota, Metazoa, Chordata, Mammalia, Eulipotyphla, Talpidae.
CCAGGCCUUGACUUACCCGCACCUCACUUUCUCCGAUCGUGACUGAGCCGGCUAGGAGGGCUGGGGUGGGAGAUGACUGUGAAUUCCUCCCUGCUUGACCCACCGCACGCACCGAUUCCCUUCUCCUCGCGGCCCCGGGGCUGCAGACGUAGCAGUUGUUUACAGUUUCAGUGGGUCCAUGAUGUUAUCUGAAUCACCUAUGCAGUGACCAGAAGUGGCUUGUGUGUAACAUUUCCCGACUCCAGGACCUGGAAAAUGGCAAAGAAUAUUGAAAUCAGCCAACAUGCCAAGUACACUUGCUCCUUCUGUGGCAAAAUCAAGGUGGAGCCAUUGGAGAUCUGGCACUGUGGUUCCUGCAUGAAAACGAUAUCUGACUGGUGUUGGAAGGUGAAAGAAAAUGAAUUCUUUUUCUGAUUUACCUGCAGAGAACUUAACCUUGGCAUCCAAUAUGACCAAGACAUUGUCUUCAACAGUAACAUAUGGAUUUAAUUCCACUGGUGACCCACCUUCUAUGUCAAUAACAAGGCUUUUUCCAGCCUUACUAGAAUGCUUUGGCAUAGUCCUUUGUGGCUACAUAGCAGGAAGGGCCAAUGUCAUAACAUCAACACAAGCCAAAGGAUUGGGAAAUUUUGUCUCCAGAUUUGCACUUCCAGCUUUGUUAUUUAAAAACAUGGUUGUGCUUAAUUUUUCCAAUGUAGAUUGGUCUUUUCUAUAUAGUAUUUUAAUUGCCAAAGCUUCUGUAUUUUUCAUUGUAUGUGUAUUGACCUUAUUGGUCGCCAGUCCUGACAGUCGAUUUAGAAAAGCUGGACUAUUCCCUAUAUUUGCUACACAAAGUAAUGACUUUGCGUUGGGAUAUCCAAUAGUUGAAGCUUUGUAUCAAACUACAUAUCCAGAAUAUCUUCAGUAUAUUUAUUUGGUGGCACCAGUAUCUCUUAUGAUGUUAAACCCUAUAGGGUUUAUCUUCUGUGAAAUCCAGAAGUGGAAAGACACUCAAAAUGCUUCUCAAAACAAAGUAAAAAUCGUGGGACUUGGACUUCUACGUGUAUUGCAGAACCCAAUAGUAUUUAUGGUUUUCAUUGGCAUAGCCUUCAAUUUUAUUCUUGAUCAAAAGGUGCCCGUAUAUAUGGAAAAUUUUCUUGACGGACUUGCAAAUUCUUUUUCUGGAUCAGCCCUAUUUUAUCUUGGUCUUACAAUGGUAGGAAAAAUAAAGAAACUAAAGAAGUCAACAUUUGUUGUCCUGAUUCUUCUCAUCACAGCAAAACUCCUGGUGCUGCCACUUCUAUGCAGAGAAAUGGUGGAACUCUUGGACAAGGGCGACAGUGUAGUGAACCAUACAAGUUUAUCGAAUUAUGCAUUCUUGUAUGGUGUCUUUCCUGUAGCACCAGGAGUGGCUAUCUUUGCAACACAGUUCAACAUGGAAGUAGAGAUUAUAACCUCAGGGAUGGUAAUAAGCACAUUUGUGUCUGCUCCAAUCAUGUACGUUUCUGCCUGGUUACUGACCUUCCCCACUAUGGACCCUAAGCCAUUGGCAUAUGCCAUCCAGAAUGUUAGUUUUGAUAUAAGUAUUAUCAGCCUGGUCUCCUUGAUCUGGUCUUUGGCUAUCCUUCUUUUGAGUAAGAAAUACAAACAGCUUCCACAUAUGCUUACAACCAAUUUACUUAUUGCGCAGUCUAUUGUCUGUGCUGGAAUGAUGAUAUGGAAUUUUGUUAAAGAAAAAAAUUUUGUUGGACAAAUCCUGGUGUUUGUUCUAUUGUACAGCUCCCUCUAUAGCACCUACCUGUGGACAGGGCUUCUAGCAAUUUCUUUGUUUCUUUUGAAAAAGAGAGAGAGGGUGCAAAUUCCUGUUGGAAUCAUCAUAAUAUCUGGCUGGGGAAUUCCUGCUCUCCUUGUUGGUGUUCUUUUGAUAACAGGGAAACAUGAUGGAGAGAGCAUUGACUCGGCUUUUUUUUAUGGGAAAGAGCAGAUGAUCAUCACAGCCGUCACCCUGUUCUGCAGCAUUGUUAUAGCUGGUGUGUCACUCAUGUGCAUGAACCGUACCACCCAGGCAGGAAGCUAUGAAGGAUUUGACCAGUCUCAGAACCACAAAGUAGCAGAGCCUGGAAACACUGCUUUUGAGGAGAGUCCUGUGCCAAUAAGCGAACCUGAACCUUUUACAAGUUCUAUCCCAGAAACAAGCUGCUGCUCCUGUUCCAUGGGAAAUGGUGAGCUGUGCUGCCCAUCCGCAGAGCCAGCAGCAAACACAAGCACCAGUGGGUCGUUGAAUCCUUCCUUUGAGAAAAAUGAUCAUUGUGUGAGUCGCUGUAACUCCCAGAGCUGUAUAUUAGCCCAGGAAGAAGAACAGUAUCUACAGAGUGGAGACCAACAACUGACUCGACAUGUGUUGCUGUGUUUACUUCUCAUUAUUGGCCUGUUUGCUAAUCUUUCCAGUUGUUUAUGGUGGCUGUUCAACCAAGAGCCUGGAAGACUAUAUGUUGAGUUACAGUUUUUCUGUGCUGUAUUUAACUUUGGCCAGGGAUUUAUUUCCUUUGGAAUCUUUGGAUUGGACAAACAUUUAAUCAUCCUACCUUUUAAAAGAAGACUUGAAUUCCUAUGGACCAGUAAAGAAACAGCAGAAAAUAGGAAUUCUCCUGUUCCAGAGGAAAUAAAAAUGACUUGUCAACAAUUUAUCCACUAUCAUCGUGACCUCUGUAUCCAGAAUAUUGUCAAGGAAAGAAGGUGUGGUGCAAAGACUUCUGCUGGGACCUUCUGUGGCUGUGAUCUGGUGAACUGGCUAAUUGAAGUUGGCCUUGCCUCCGACCGUGGUGAAGCUGUCAUAUAUGGAGAUAGACUGAUGCAAGGGGGAGUCAUCCAACAUAUCACCAAUGAAUAUGAAUUUCGGGAUGAGUACUUGUUUUACAGAUUCCUUCAAAAGAGUCCUGAACGGAGUCCUCCUGUUGUUCAUGCAAACUCUCCCCAGCAAGAAAGAUAUAAAGAUAUUGAGCAUUCAUAUCCAUCUCCUAAGACCUAAAUUAUGAAGGAAAGAAACACAUAGGGAAUCUUAUUCUAGCCCUAGAUCUGUUACAUCUCAAUCUCUCUGAGCCUCAGUCACCUCUUCUAUAAAAUUUGAUGUGUUUCCACCCCAUGAUAACACUACGUGACUUUAUAUUAUGUAACUGACUUAGCAAAAAAGAGAAAACUGAACCACAAUUUAAAGUUCUGAUAAUGAAUAUAAUUACUGUUAAUUAAUUACGCCAAGAUAUUGAAACAUUUCUUCCAACAAUUUUUCGCAAUAAUUUUAAAACCAACAUCCAAUUUCUUUUUACUUUAAAUUGCCAAAUUUGGGUAGAUGUCCUGCUGGUUGGAAUGGAUCUUAAAUUAUGAUAGCAUUUGCACUUAUUGAUGGCACCUCCUAAAGAAUUUUAAUGAUCCUAAUAAGAAGCCUUAUUAUUCUAUUUUUCUCAUUUCCUUGACAAAAAGCACUCAUUAAAAACUUGAAGCACUAUUUUUAAAACUCAUCUUUUCUUGCUUUUCUAUCCAAAGUACUAAUCUGUGCCAUUAAAAGAAUAAGAACCUCCAUAAAUAUUACUGUCUGCAAAUCCAUCAACUAAAGUAUAGUCCAAUCUUUAACUUUUGAACUACGGAUAAUUUGAACAGAUACAUUUAAAUUUUAUCAAUAAAAUUAUUGCCAUGUGAUGUAUCAUUUCUGAUGUUUGUACAAAGUAUCAUAGUGCAAAGAUAACCCUAUUAAUGUAUUCCCUGCAAUUAAAAAGAAAAAUACUCAUGUAUAAAAAUCUAUAAACUUGAAUAUUACUAAAUAUUGCCCUCAUAAAUUUUAUCUUUAAUAAGCUAAAAAGAGAUUUAUAUGACCUUUGAAACUUCGUUUAACUACUAGGUGUCCGUGAUGACUUAACUUAUUUAAAACAUGUUUCAAAUAUUUGUCUCAUUUUUAGUGUCUCAUAUGUAUAAACCAUUUAGAAAAUAAUUUAUAGUUAGGUGAUUCCCCUUUUAAUGCAAAAAAAAAAAAAAACUUGCAUGGAAACCUACUUCACUUAACAAGCAAAUUACACUUUAGUGUAUACAAUUAACUUAUACCAAUUUUAAGUUACAAUUAGAGAAUGGGGAUGUUUUUCAGGAGAACUGUCUUGCUAUUAAAUUUUUUUAAUAUGAACACUUUGUAACUGAAUUCUCAGGAGUAAGGAUAAAGCAUAAAACAUAACUGCUGUACCAGAUUUUUAUGGCUACAGCAAUUGAGAUAUUAAUUCACACGCAUGCAGGCAACUCAAACUCAAGUGGAAAAUUUGUUUUGUUUGUGAACAAGUCAUACCACACGUUAUUUGCAUGAUAGGAAUCUGCAGCAUCUUUUUCCUUGGAAGACACUAAAAGAAAAUCCUGGAUCAGAAUGAUCUGCAGUUUCAGAUAAUAAAGGUUUUUAAGAUGUUUUAGAAUGAAGGAUAUGCGAAUUUUAUUAUAUAAAAAUAUUUGUAACUUUUACUCCACACUGACAAGGUUCUCAAUAAAAUACCUAUUUUAA